Anopheles merus is the source of this 2481-nucleotide messenger RNA. RefSeq names its product facilitated trehalose transporter Tret1-2 homolog (gene pippin). Bases 655 to 2481 code for a protein of 608 amino acids. The transcript is spliced from 4 exons. Gene Ontology annotation, biological process: transmembrane transport. Gene Ontology annotation, molecular function: transmembrane transporter activity. Gene Ontology annotation, cellular component: membrane. Lineage: Eukaryota; Metazoa; Arthropoda; Insecta; Diptera; Culicidae. The record is from RefSeq and is a predicted model, not a curated record.
UGUCAGUGCAAAAAAUAAGUUCGUUUUGUUUGGAUAAAUUUCUGCCGCAUAUUUUCACUCAACUUUUUCCACGACAAAUCGGCAUGCAAUCAUAACACAACUCCUAAAACAUGAAAUUUGAGUGAUAUUUGGCAGUGUGAAAGUGUAAACAUUAAUUCCUAUUCAUCAUUUAUCUAGUUCGUUGUAAAGGUGUUUGGUGUAAUUGUUGUGCCAUCAUUGUUUUUUUCCAUCUCCGGUUUAGUGAAAAAUCCGCAUUUCGUUUGACCACAAAUCGCGCGAUUCACUCUCUUGAAAGGUUCGCGUCAUCGCUUGCCGGCUUUGCUGUUAGCAGCGCGUGCCGUCGCCCGACCGUUUGUUGUUCCGGCUUAUUACCAAUCCGGCUCGCGAAUGUUGUUACUGUGCGCGUCUUGGGUCGGGCGGUGGUAGAGCGGUGUAAAGUAUGCUGCUGGCGCGAGCAAACUUUCAGUCAUUCGUUCACGUCCGAGCGACACGCGCGGUGCUGUGGUUACGCGUUGCUUAAGGCGCUCUUUCCGCGCCGAUGGUAUAACUUGGAGUAGGGAAAAGCAUCCAUCCCUUUGCGUCUACACACGAGAGGAAGGGUGAAACUAAUGUUGCAGAGAUUUUGAGUUUGGAGUUCGCACAAAUCGUUGUACAAUGAAAAUAACACAAAGCUAUUCGCCAGAGGACCGUUGGGUGGAUGGCAGCACCUGCCUAGAGACGGAGCUAUGCCUACCGGACAAUAUGAUACGCACCGGCACCGAACUGGAAUCGCUGCAAACCGGUCCCGUGCUGAUCGUUCCGUCCCCGAAGGCGACGCAAGAAACGGUGGAUGAAAAGGAAGCGCUAAAGUACGUCGAGCACAAGCGACAGCUCAGCGAACCCUGCUACUACCCCGAAGCAGGGAGCCAGAAGCAGCAGAAGCAAACGGCGUUGGCGGAGGUUGUAUCCGUGUCCACGACGAAAGGCGUAUUUCAUCAGUUACUUCUGACCUCGGCCGUGCUGCUGCUAGCUGCUGGCUGUGGCAUGCCAAUCGGGUACUCGGCCGUGCUACUGCCCCAGCUGUACGAUUCCAACGAAACGCUUGCGAUCGACAUCGAGAUGGGCUCGUGGAUCGCAAGUGUCCAUAGUCUGGCCACUCCGAUCGGUUCGUUCGCCUCCGGCCCGAUCAUGGACCGCUGGGGUCGUCGGCCAGCUAUUCUAUUAGCGAUUGUACCGCUAUUUGGUGGUUGGGUACUGCUUGCCACAGCUUCCUCCCACUUUCUGCUGCUGCUCGGGCGCGUUGUUGCAGGAAUUUCCGUAGGAUUGACAGCCGCGCCGGCACAGGUAAGAAAAGCAUCUCCCAUUGGUCUUUUUCCAAAAAAAACUUAUCGUUUCUCUCCUCCAAAACAGAUUCUGCUGGCAGAAAUAGCCGAACCGCGGUUGCGAGGCCUCCUCAUCGGUGCUCCGUUUGUGUCGUACUCGCUCGGCAUCCUGCUCGUGUACGCGCUCGGCAGCCAGUUUCACUGGCGGGAGGUUGCCUGGGGUGGCACCGUCCUGCCGCUGCUCUCCUUCGUUGCCCUGUUCUUCGCGCCCGAGUCACCGGUGUGGCUGGCGCGCAACAAUCAACCGGACCGGGCCGCGAAAGCACUGACCUGGCUGCGCGGCUGCCCCGUCCAGGCGAAGCAGGAACUCCACAAGCUGACCGAGCGGUUCGAGCAGGAGCAGCAGCAGCACAACCGACGUCCGCAAAACUUUUGGCGCUCGCUCGGCGAGCUGGCCAUCGUUAAGCCGCUCAUCAUCAUCAACGCGUUCCACGUGCUGCAGAUCCUUUCCGGCACCUAUCUCGUGGUGUUCUACGCCGUCGACAUCAUCUCGGAUAUGGGCGGCAGUGACAUCAACUCCAUCCAGGCGGCCGUGCUGACGGCGAUCGUGCGCCUUGCCUUCACCUUCCUGUACUGCUUCCUGCUGCUGAUGAUGCCACGCCGCCUGAUGGUGACGCUGAGCGGUCUCGGAUCGGGGCUGAGCUGUGUCGCUAUCGCUGCGUUCAUGUACAUUCGUGCCGGCGAACCGAAGACCCCGCUCGACACUUACGUCGCGGCAACGCUGAUACUGAUCUACAUUGGGGCGAAUACCGGCUUCAUGACCAUGCCCGGCAUAAUGAUCGGCGAGCUGCUGCCGGCCAAAAUCCGCGGCCAGAUAGCGGGCUAUCUCUUCACCAUCUUCAACCUGCUGCUGUUUGGCGUGGCGAAAGGGUUCCCGUACGCGAAGGCGGCCCUCAAAACGCAAGGCCUGUUCCUGAUGUUCGGCAUCGCAUCGUUCGCUGCCUCGCUGCUGCUGUUCCUUCUGCUGCCGGAAACGAAGGGCCGCUCGCUGCACGACAUCGAAGACUACUUCCGGCAGCGCAACUGGCUCUGGAUGAAUCGGAAGCGGGCACCGGAAGAGGAGCAGCAAUCUGGCGUCCACCACGGUGGAGAAGAAGGCAAACCGCUGUCGAACGAGUGA